CACCAAAAACAAAAAAAACCCACAAACAAACAAAAACAACAACAAUUCCUUCUGCUGUGUGUUUGUAACUUCACAUCCAGAUACAUGAGGCCUCCGAACACGUCUCUGUUUGUCAGGAACAUCUCCGAUGAGUCCAGAAAAUGUAAAAGCAUCCAGUUGUGGAAGCGGCCACAAAGAGUAACAAAGACCCCAUAUAGAGUAGCUGUAAAGACAAGUCACACAGACCUUCAGGAUCAGAGGGAGGGGAAAAAGGUUGAAAAAAGAAAGUAAAGCAUGAAGAGGAAAAGGGAACGGAGACAAAGCUUGGAUAUGGCGGCAAAGAAUUGGGAAAAGAAAAAGAGGUUUAAGAGGAAAAAGGCAAGCAGGAAUCCAAGUCUCUGUGGGAGUCGAUUAAAGAGUGUAAAGAUCAAGAUGAAGUUCAAAGUCAAGCAUGGGCAAAGCAUAUUUGAAGAUGUGCGUGAUGCAGAAGAUGCUCUUCACAGUCUGGACAGGAAGUGGGUUUGUGGCCGGCAGAUUGAAAUCCAGUUUGCCCAGGGUGACCGGAAGACACCAAACCAGAUGAAAUCGAAGGAGAGGCGUUCUCCAGGCAGAUCGUCUCGAUACGAUGACUACGAUAGAGACAGCCGGCGCAGGCGUUCACGCAGCCGCAGCUACGACAGAUACAGAUCGCGCAGCCCGUCUUACGAUCGCCACCGCAGACGAUCAGAGAGUCCUCGAGACUCUCGUGGACGGGUGUAUGGGAGAGGAAGAAGCAGGAGCCGCGAGGAUGACAGAUACAGGCAGAGGCCUCGGAGAGAGUCCAGAGGGAGAUCUCGAUCGCGCUCCAAAUCUGCAUCCCCGCGAGAAAACCUCAACCCGGCGUCGACUUCCCAUUACACCGAAGAAGAAGUGCGACGGACACACUCCCCGUCCCGCUCCAGGUCCCGGUCCGCAUCAAGAUCACGCUCCCGCUCACGUUCUCGGUCCCGAUCCUGGGCCGGACGCAAGUCAGGAGGACGCUAGAAAAGUAUCUGCCCCCUUCCCCCCCACUCUUAUCCGUCAUUCUGUCAGAUGGACCGGAGUUGGUCAUCUGUCAAGAAAAGGUUUGUUUGUUUUGACAUGAAUGUAACGUCCACUGAAGCAUUUGUAGAAAGCUUGUUUUUUCUCGGCUCCAUUUUAAGAACAAUGCUGGUCCUUCGCUUGGUUUUAUAAAGAAUUCUUUUGGUAAGAUUUCCUGAUAGGAAUAUGAAACAGUCUGUGUUCAGUGGUAGUCGACCAGGAGUAAAUGUCUUUUUUAUAAACAGUUACUGAUAAUUUUGUUCUCUAAACCCUAUGCACCCAUUUUUGCAAAAAAAAGAGCAUUCAGUAUUUUAAAAGGAAAUCAGUCUGUUGAUGAAUCGAACCAGCGUUUCUGUGUGUUUUAUCACAUUUAUAAUAAAUCACAUACUUUUUACUUUACUGCUGACCUGUUUCCACAACUGAAGUGUACAUUUUUCUAGUUUUUCCUCCCUUCUUCCAGCCACGUGUCCAUUUGUUUUUACUAUAUGAUUAUUAUUAUUUUAUUUUAUUUAAAUCUUAAAAUUUUCUUGAGAUAAUCUGUCAGUGAGCAUUAUUGAGAUAAUCAUCAGCUUAUGUUGUCAAAGUCGCAGACCUAUUUAAAAAGUGCACUGCAUUACCCUGCAACAAUAACGUGACUGAGAGAAAUGACAGCAGACUUGACAUUCAAGUUUUAAGUCACUCCAGUCGGUGGUUUUCAUACUAAGAAAAUGUGUCUGUGUCUGGAAGAGAAACAUUUACAAACUGUAACAGAUGAGGUCUGUGGUGGAAAUGGAUCAGCAGUGGUGUAAAGUAUUUGGGUUUUGGCUAAAAUGCACAGAAACUCUGCCAUGGUCCUUAAAAGUGUUAGAAUAUUGUCGAUCAGUGACCUUAACCACAAACUGUUUAAAAAUGUACAUUAAUCUGUUUUCAUUUUGUGGUGUUUUCUGUAAGAUUAUAAACCUUUUAAAGAGGUAUUUUAUUUUUGGAACAUUUAUCCGAAUUUCUGUUCUGAGAGGAGGAGCAAAAAAAAAAAAGUUUCUCGCUAGUGUUUCCGAGACUGAUUGUUGAUGGUUUUUCAGGAUGAAUCACUGCAUGUUUUAUUCUCCUAAUCUUCUAUCUUUAGUAGGAAGAAACUGUUAUUUUGAGUAAUAAAUGGUUAACAUUCAGUAUAAAGAAUCGGUGUGUGACUUCAGUUUGUAAACUCUGCUUGUAAAUGCAGCUGAAGAUGAGUUUAACUUUAUUGAGGAGACAGAAUCUAAAGAGACAAAAUGGAGGAAGUAAUUCAGAGAGUCCCCCCCUCCCUCUCUAACACCCUGAUAUUAAAUAGGUGUUUUCAUUAUCAUGAGAGUGGAAUCACAGUCUGCAAUCAUCUGUAUGGAAAACAGACUAGCAGUUUGUCAGUCCAGCCGCAAUCAUUGAUUUCCUUUUAAUGGAUCAGUAGCUGGGAGGAACAACUUAAAUUAGAUUCACAGUGAAGAAGCAGCCAUGUAUGAAAUCGGACGUGCCCCAUUGAUCACUGUAUUGAAAAAAAAUAACAUUGAUUAAACAAGUACAGUGGCAGCAUGGAGGUGAGCUUAAGUAAGAGGGUGGUUGUAAAUACAGACCAGACUGAACCAAGGAGACAUUGUAUGUACUGUAUGUAUGUGAUUACCUGUUAAGUUACAGUAGAUUAUUACCUGUUGUGUGGAGAUUUGGGGUGUACAACAAAUCAUAAAUCCAAUUGUAAACUGCUUCUUAUUAUGAACCAAUUCAUGUAAUUUGUAUAACCUCACAUGCUCUCAAAUUUAGAGAUUUUGUGGACAACAUAUGUAUAAAGUAA
Messenger RNA from Morone saxatilis (striped sea-bass), 2836 nucleotides. RefSeq names its product serine/arginine-rich splicing factor 10-like. The record is from RefSeq and is a predicted model, not a curated record. Gene Ontology annotation, molecular function: nucleic acid binding. NCBI's taxonomy places the organism in Eukaryota, Metazoa, Chordata, Actinopteri, Moronidae.